AUGGGUACACGCAGACCCUAUGCACUGGUGGACACCACGCCGGCCAAGACCAUCUUGGUGUACCGCAACGGGGACCAGUUCUACGUGGGCCACAAAUUCGUGUUCUCGCGGCGCCGUGUAGCUAAUUUCGAGGCUCUGCUGGAGCAACUGACCGAGCAGGUGGAUGUGCCCUUCGGUGUAAGGAGGCUUUACACGCCCACCCGCGGCCACCCGGUGCUUGGACUGGAUGCGUUGCAGACCGGUGGCAAGUAUGUGGCUGCAGGCCGUGAACGCUUCAAAAAGCUGGACUAUAUUCAUAUAGUUCCCAGAAAACCUUCAAAGAUGAGAAAGUUGAAGGAAAUCAAGCCGGUGGUACAUUGUGAUAUCAAUGUGCCUUCCAGGUGGCAAACACAGAGCAGGACAUCCCGACACAUAAAUGUUUUCACAAAUGGAAGAUUAUUUAUACCACCUAUAAAAAUUAUUAUACCCAAGUUCAGUCUGUCAGAUUGGAAUAGCGUGCUGGCCAUGAUAGGAGAAAAAGUCUUCCCUCUAGGAGGCGUUCGAAAGUUGUUUACGAUGGAUGGACAUCUUUUGAACAACUCAAAGGAUUUGCAAGACAAUUAUUUUUAUGUUGCUGCCGGAUUGGAGACUUUCAAAUCCAUUCCUUACUGGAAGUCCCCACGGGUCCCCAGUGAGAUCCAGCAGCGGUUUGGGGGCAAUGAUAAGUACACACAAACAAAGAAAAAAGUGGAGCCCAAAGGAAAAGAACCUCUUAAAAAUGACAGUGUACCACCUAAAAGUCAGGAUUCUGUUUAUUAUGCCAAAGAGAAAAAGGACAUGGCCACGGGAACUUUAGUUCAAAGUGGUGCAGAAGGUGACAUAUAUAAAGCACAGAGUCCCGCUAAGGAGGUCCAAGAAGCGCUGGAAGUCAGGGAGGACCCAGAGGUGAAGGUGGAGAUGCCAGUUGAUCAGGUACCAGCUGAAAUUGUAAAAGAAAUCGAUGAGCUAAGUGAUAGCAAGUAUGGCGUGGAAAGCAACAUGCAUCUUUCAAGAACCUCCGCAAGAAUAAAGAGGUGGUUCCGACUCCUGAAAAAGAACAACAUGACAUUCUAGAAGAAAAACCCAUACCUGCACUGCCAGAAACCCAAGUAAAAGCAGAAGUUCAAAGAGAGCCAUCAAUGGGACAAAAAUCACUAGAAGAGUCAUCAUCAACACAAGACCAAAGGCAUGAGGAACAAGAACCCUCUAUAAAGUCAUCUUUGGGAGCACCAUCCCCAGAACAAAGACCUGAGCAAAAAGAAUUCCAUGUGCAAUCAACCUUGGGACCAAUACUUCUAGAGCAACAACUUGAACAAGAGAAACCUGUACAGUCAUCCUUGGGUCCACCAUCCCCAGAGCAACAACUUGAACAACAAGAGAUACCUUUACAGUCAUCACUGGGUCCACCAUCCCCAAAGCAACAACUUGAAAAACAAGAGAUAUAUGUACAAUCAUCUUUGGAACCACCAUUACCAGAGCAACAAUUUAGACAAGAGAUAUAUGUUCAAUCAUUCUUGCAACCACCAUCCCCAGAGCAACAACUUGAACAACUAGAGGUAUAUGUACAGCCAUCCCUGGGACCACUAUCCCCAGAGCAACAACUUGAACAAAAAGGGGUAUCUGGGCAGUCAUCCUUGGGGCCACCAUCCCCAGAGCAACAACAUGAACAACAAGAGGCAUCUGGGCAGUCAUCCUUGGGAUCACCAUCCCCAGAGCAACAACUUGAUCAAGAGAUACCUGUAUAGCCAUCCUUGGGUCCAACAUACCCAGAUCAACAACUUGAACAAGAGUCCUCUAAAGAGUCAUCCUUGGGACCAGUUUUAGAACAAUGACCUGAGCAAUGAGAAUCUCCUAAACAGUCAUCUUUGGGACCACCAUUCCAAGAAUAUCCACCCAAACAAUGAGAAUCCCAUUGUCAGUCAUCCUUGAGAUAAUAAUCUCAUAAACAGAUGACUCUGGGACAAUACAUGAGAUAAAUAAUAUGAUAACAAAAUAUCAGCCAUGUUGUGAAGAGUAGCUGUCAAGAACUGGACAGGACCACAAGCAAAUGAAAAUAAAAUUAGACAAUUUAUUUUCAUACUAUGCUGAGGUAUGCCAGUAGGGUAUUACAGUUGUCAACCUCAUAUUUUGAUGGCCAUACUUAAAAUUUAAAAGAUGAAUAAGAUUAAAUUCACAUGGAAUCUCUUUCUCUUUUUCAUGAUUGUAAAGGUAGAAGGGGAGGGUAUGUGUUUAAACUCAGUGUAUAUGGCUGCCUGGAGCGGGCAUUUCCAUUUUAGCAACAUCAGUCCACAUGUCAUUUCUCGUAAUAUUCACUAGAUUAAGACUAGAUCAUGUAAUACACAGAUGUCCAUAGUUAAUUCUCCCUAUGUAAAGCAUCUCCCAGUUAUACACUUGCAUUUAUAUAUACA
Acomys russatus (golden spiny mouse) is the source of this 2426-nucleotide messenger RNA. RefSeq names its product doublecortin domain containing 2C (gene Dcdc2c). The coding region runs from base 1 to 1092 and encodes 363 amino acids. Lineage: Eukaryota; Metazoa; Chordata; Mammalia; Rodentia; Muridae. The record is from RefSeq and is a predicted model, not a curated record. The transcript has 11 exons. Gene Ontology annotation, biological process: intracellular signal transduction. Gene Ontology annotation, cellular component: microtubule; microtubule organizing center.